AUCAUCUCGUCACACCGGGGGGGUUUCCAUGGUAACGCGCCGUGAGGAGGCUGCGGUACCCGAGGAAGAGCGCACGCGCGCGUGUGGCUCGGGUCAUGUGGUCUCUCAAGAUGGCGACUUCAGUGCUGGGAUGUAAAGAGUGAAUCAGAGCUGCAGCAAACACACACACACACACACACACACACACACUCGGCGCUCAGAACAGCGACCGGUCCGGGUCUGCGCUCAGCGUUGCGCACACGCGUUCAGUGUUCAGCUGUUGCUGUCGGACUCGGUGGAGAUGAAAGUUUAGCUCGGCAGCAGCUUGCAACAUCGCUCAUGCAGGAUUCCCACAUUGGAUAAUUCACCAUAACCCUUCCUUCCUUCUCCUCCAGAAUAUAAGGUUAUUUGUCAUAAAACCGGUCUGUUUUUUUAAUGGAAUAACUGGAUGAUAAGGUGUCUGUAGCCCAAAGCUUUGUCCAUCCGGAUCACGUUCUGCAAUGGCCAUCCAUGUGUUCGAUAAUGAUGAGUACAGACCGCCUGUGUGGAAAUCCUACUUGUACCAGCUCCAGCAGGAGGCGCCACAUCCGCGCAGAGUCACCUGCAUAUCUGAGGUGGAGAAUCGGCCGAAGUACUAUGGACGAGAGUAUCACGGGAUGAUCUCCAGAGAGGAAGCCGACCAACUGCUCAGUGUGGCUGAGGGAAGUUAUCUGAUCCGAGAGAGCCAGAGACAGCCGGGCACGUACACGCUAGCUCUACGGUACAUGAACCUUCGCCUUUGA
Sinocyclocheilus grahami is the source of this 761-nucleotide messenger RNA. RefSeq names its product N-chimaerin-like. Lineage: Eukaryota; Metazoa; Chordata; Actinopteri; Cypriniformes; Cyprinidae. The transcript has 5 exons. Gene Ontology annotation, biological process: regulation of GTPase activity. The record is from RefSeq and is a predicted model, not a curated record. Gene Ontology annotation, molecular function: GTPase activator activity. Bases 480 to 761 code for a protein of 93 amino acids.